GAGGUUUUGGACUCUCCCAUGGAAGAGGACGAGAGAUCCGUGCGAUAGAGAGGGCUGCGAGUGGAGCGAGAGAAGAGGAGGAGAAGGUUGCGGGUGAGGGAGAAGAGAGUGGAAGAGCAUAUGGCGGCGCACGUUAAUGUAGGCCGCCGGAUGGUGGCUGCGCUGGCUCUGGCGAUGGUGGCCUGCUUAUCGUGCGCUGUCGCGGGGCGCGUCGGCGGGCCGGGAGAGACGCAGCGGUUGGAGGUGAGGCGGCACCUCAAGCGGCUCAAUAAAGUCCCCGUCAAGAGCAUCAAGAGUCCAGAUGGAGAUACCAUAGACUGUGUUCAUGUGUCUCACCAACCAGCCUUUGAUCAUCCUUUCCUCAAGAACCAUACUAUCCAGACAAGGCCAAAUUUCCACCCAGAAGGGUUGUUUGAUGAUAGCAAGGCAACAUCAGAUAAGAAAGCUUCCUCCAUGGCUCAGCCGUGGCAUCAGAAUGGGAGAUGCCCUGAGGAUACCAUCCCUAUCAGGAGAACCACCAGGGGUGAUGUAUUACGGGCUAGCUCCAUUAAAAGAUACGGGAGGAAGAAGCAUAAAAGCUUUCCCAACCCCCUAUCUGUGGAGCCUGACCUUCUUAAUGAGAAUGGACACCAGCAUGCAAUUGCAUAUGUAGAGGGAGACAAAUACUAUGGAGCAAAAGCAACAAUUAACGUCUGGCAGCCAAAGAUCCAGCAAACCAAUGAGUUCAGUCUCUCUCAGCUCUGGAUAUUAGGGGGCUCUUUUGGGCAGGAUCUUAAUAGCAUCGAAGCUGGUUGGCAGGUCAGCCCUGAGCUGUAUGGGGACAAUAACACUAGGCUGUUUACUUAUUGGACUAGCGACGCAUACCAAGCAACAGGAUGCUACAACCUGCUGUGCUCUGGAUUCAUUCAAAUAAACAAUGCGAUCGCAAUGGGUGCCAGCAUCUCCCCGAUCUCCAACUACGACGGUUCGCAAUAUGAUAUAAGCAUACUGGUUUGGAAGGAUCCCAAGGAAGGGAACUGGUGGAUGCAAUUUGGGAGGGAUCAUGUGUUGGGCUACUGGCCUUCUGUCCUCUUCUCAUACCUCGCCGACAGUGCGUCCAUGAUCGAAUGGGGAGGGGAGGUUUUGAACUCAGACCCAGACGGGGAGCACACUUCUACUGGGAUGGGCAGUGGCCAUUUCCCUGAAGAAGGAUACAGCAAAGCAAGCUACUUCAGGAACAUUCAGAUAGUUGAUGGCUCUAACCAUCUAAGCGCCCCGACGGGGGUCGGAUCGUUCACGGAGCAGUCAAACUGCUACGACGUGCAGAACGGAAACAAUGGUGAUUGGGGGCAGUACUUCUACUAUGGAGGACCAGGCAGAAACUCUAAUUGCCAAUAGAGAAACCAAUUGGGAAUCUCCUUUCAUCUUCAACUUUGUAACAUUCAAGCUAAAACUCUCUUUUUGCUCCUAGGCAGUUGGGAAAAGUAGCUUAGUUUAGUGGUUUUGGCAUGCCAAAGGCGAAAGUCGAAGAAGGGGUAAUUUGAUAAGGGCAAUAAUCAAGAGGGGCCUUUUAUUUGUUGAAAUUGCUCUUGUUUUUAUGGUGCAGUAGUUAGACUUUUCAAGUGGUUAACAAGUAUCUAAUAUUAAAUUUUCAA
Zingiber officinale is the source of this 1634-nucleotide messenger RNA. RefSeq lists its product as uncharacterized. The record is from RefSeq and is a predicted model, not a curated record. NCBI's taxonomy places the organism in Eukaryota, Viridiplantae, Streptophyta, Magnoliopsida, Zingiberales, Zingiberaceae. The transcript has 7 exons. Bases 121 to 1377 code for a protein of 418 amino acids.